Gordionus sp. m RMFG-2023 is the source of this 2526-nucleotide messenger RNA. RefSeq names its product heat shock 70 kDa protein 13-like. The transcript has 8 exons. The coding region runs from base 108 to 1748 and encodes 546 amino acids. Gene Ontology annotation, molecular function: ATP binding; ATP-dependent protein folding chaperone. Gene Ontology annotation, cellular component: nucleus; plasma membrane; cytosol. Lineage: Eukaryota; Metazoa; Nematomorpha; Gordioida; Chordodea; Parachordodidae. The record is from RefSeq and is a predicted model, not a curated record.
AUCUUGCCAAUUAUUAAUUUCAGUGUCAAUUAUCGCUUUACCAGUAAAUUCUUAGUUUAUACUAAACCGACUUUUUUAGUAUGAUUUGAAAAAAAUGCAAACUUUGCAUGGAAUAUUUCCCUUCAAUUGGCCUGUCAAUAAUUGCAUUUCUUAUAUCAGCAUAUUUUUAUCAAAAGUAUCAACCACCCCCUAAGCCAAAAAUUGUUGGUAUAGACCUAGGGACCACUUAUUCCUCGAUAGGAACUUACCAUUCUGUUACUGGUGAUGUUACGGUAUAUGAGAUUGAACAAUCCUUUAAAAGCAUUCCUAGUCAAAUCUUUUUUAAUAAAAAAGGUGAUAUAAUAGUUGGAUAUGAAGCUCAAUUACAAGCUCAAAUUGAUCCCACUAAUCUUUUGUAUGAUGCUAAGAGAUUUAUUGGCAAAAAUUUUACUGAAACAGAAUUAGCCCAUCUCAUUCAAUUGUAUCCAUUUGAUCUUCAAAACCAUAAUGAAAGAACCUAUUUCCAAAUAAAAACUGCCGGUAUGAUAGGGACAGAUUCUAUCAAUACCUUAGCUAGAACCCUUAAUAAGUUAUGCUCAGGUAUCCACCAUACUCAACUUUUCAAGAAUGAAUCAUCCAAGAUAUUUUUAAUCAGUCCAGAAUGUGUUGGAGCCAUAAUAAUAUCGAAAUUGAUAAAAAUUGCUGAAAAGAUGGUUGGAAGAAAGAUGGAUAAAGGGGUUAUAGCAGUGCCAGCUGAUUUUAACGAUGCACAAGAAAGUGGGACAAUAGUAGCUGCAAGAUUAGCAGGUGUCCAAAUAUUACGAGUUAUAAGUGAACCCACUGCAGCCGCUCUAUCAUAUGGGCUCCACCUGAAGGAAGAUUUAAACAAUGUAGUAGUGAUUGAUAUAGGAGGUGGGACUACCGAUAUUUCGCUCUUGACUCUGCAUGGUGGCAUGUUUUUUGUUAGAGCCUUAGCAGGUAACAACAGAUUAGGCGGUCAAGAUUUUAACGAGCGUCUAUUGGAGUAUGUUAUACACGAAUCCCUUAAAUCGAAAUACGGCUCGGGUGCCAAGAUAUCUCGGAGGGAGGAUUUGGAGAGACUUAAGACGGGUAUAGAAAGAGCUAAGAUCGCCCUAUGUAGCUUUAACUCCAUUUACAACUCCUCAGUUCAAACCUACGAGUUAGCCCUGGAAUUGCACUUGUCGUACGCUAAAGAAAACGACAAUAUGGAUGACACUUAUAUGGGCGGCGGUGAAAUUGGCACACGGGAUGUGAAUAACGAUCAAGACCUAAUCACGGAAAGGGUCAAUUUUACGACUCUUCUAACCACUAAAAUAUUCGACGAAGUAAACGCCGUUACCGUCGCCAAGGUGAUCGAAACCCUGAGGGAGUGCUUGCACAUUGGCGGAAUUCGGUUUGAUUCUUCUGACAAGGAAGACACCAUCCAGGAAGUCGUUUUGGUGGGCGGAUCCGUCAAAGUACCUCUGGUAUAUCGCGCCAUAGUUGAUUUUUUUUCGGGCACAACAAGUUCCUCCAGCGAAAGCAUCGAAGAUGAAACUCAUCAUGAUCAUACUGGAACACCUAAUUCUAGACCCACAAAACCUGAUCGAAUCGUAACUAAUGUUCAACUUUCUCUAGAGCCCGAGCUAGCUGUAGCGAAAGGUGUGGCUAUCAUGGGAGGGAUCGUCGGCGGGGCGUGGCCCCUAACUGUUAGCGCCAUAGAGCCUUACCCUAGAAGGAGGAAAAUUGUUAGACGCGUCGAUUUAUAAAUCGCGUGAAAAAGGGAUUUAUAAAACGAUGAUCCAUAUUUUUAAAAAAAAAUAAUCACGUGUUAAAUAAAUUGGGGAAUCAUUUCUUUAUUAACAAUAUUAAUUAGAUUUUUUUUAAAACCACUUUUAUCUAUUUCAAACUUCAAAAAUCUAUUCCAUUUAUUUUAUUAAUAAUUAUUAUCUUAUCUACAAGGUAUUUUUUUUUAAUCACUUUGAUAUUAUUAUUAGAGACCUGCAGAAGUACCAUUUACAUGGCCCGGUCCGGAUUUUUUAAAAUCAUUUUUCGGCCCGGUCCGGGUUUUAUAUUUUCAAACCCUGCCCGGGUAGAUUUAAAAAAAGAAUAAAAUACGACCCUUGUACUCUUGCAUGUCCGUUGUAGUUAUGGAUUCAUCAGCAACCGAGUUAGAAUAGUCCAAAAUUAAUAGAUUGUCAUUUGUUAUGUAUAUAUUUAUUUUAAUUUAGCCAAUUUUAAAAUAUUUAUUAAUUUUAUUGUAUAUUAUAAAAUUAUACCUAAAUUAUCUAAUCUAACCUCUAUGUAAUUACUUAUAGACAAACGAAUAUUUAUGAUAUUUUUUUUUGUUGAUAAAUACGAUUUAACCAGAUCCAAAAAUACCUAUGAUUAAAUCAAUUUUUUGUUUUUAAAUAUUCGAUUCGAAUCACGAAUAUCUUCGAUUACAAUCACUGCGUGCUUGGAAAGAGGUGCUAAAUUGUAAUUAAUUUUUAUGAAUGACAUAGUUUAUAUGGAUAUAUUAGUGUAUUCUUUUGUUUAUUUUUCUUG